Molecule: messenger RNA, 480 nt
Organism: Dibothriocephalus latus
Lineage: Eukaryota; Metazoa; Platyhelminthes; Cestoda; Diphyllobothriidea; Diphyllobothriidae
Source: the annotation of a GenBank genome assembly
AUGUGUAUGCAGUCAGAAGAUGCCGUCUACUUAGUAAAUAUCUACAUUGCCCUGGACGUGGGUGGCGGGGGAGAUGUUGCCUACCUCCAUGUGACUGUUGGCAGCAGCAGCAAACAUACAGCUAUACGCAGUGUGUUGCCAGUCUCCCCCAUGCUGCGUUCCUUUCUUGUCCUCUGUGACCUCAAAUUCGCUCGCCGCAUCUCGGUGUCAUGUCCGCCGGUUUACUUGGUGCACACACACAUUGACCUGCUUUCCAAGUCUGCCCCCCCCCCACCACUAAACUGCCCUCGACCGCAGGGUUUCGCCAUUAGCGGUAUAUCGCUCACUCUUCUCCUGCAUCAGCUCUCCCCCGCCCCCCGAAUCUGGUCUUACCACAGUCUGGUGGAAGACAAGUUUAUUACUCCUCUUCUCCUCUCCUUCGGUUGUCGGUUUCGCCUUUCCGUGACCCCAGACGCGAUGCAGGAGGCAACGUUAGAUUAA